CAAACUGCACCAGCCACACAAGAGGAAUCGAGAGGCCGCCAACAAACGAGAAGCGCAAAAGCCAAGCAAGCGGCAGCUCCUCUGUUAACCUCGGCCAGAUCCAGCCACCUUUGGGAUACGGGGGGGAAAGAGCCAGGGAAAAGAGCUUUGGUUUGCAAGCCGCGCCGCUUUGGGUUUGAAAAGCGCCAAGACCCCCCCAACCUCCCCAAGCAAGAACAAAGAGGCGCCCGGGGCAGAAAACCGCCUCCCAGAGCCAAGACAAAAGGCGGCUCCGGUUGUCCCAGCCGCUCGCCUUCGCGCUGUCUGCCCAGUGCCGAGCGAUGGUCAACAUGGACGUGUGUGCCCUGGAUUGUGAGACGCUGCAGGGGUUGCUGAAGGACAGAGCCUUCCAAUGCCUGCUCCUGGACUGCCGCUCCUUCUUCUCCUUCAACUCCUCGCACGUCGGCGGCUCCCACAACGUCCGCUUGAGCACGAUCGUCCGGCGGAGGGCCAAGGGGGCCAUUGGGCUGGAGCACAUCGUGCCCAACGAGGAGGUGCGCGCCCGCCUGCACAAGGGGCUCUACCACGCCGUGGUGCUGCUGGACGAGCGCAGCGCCGACCUGGAGGCGCCCAAGAGAGACAGCACCCUCAUGCUGGCCCUCAACACCCUGCGCCGGGAAGCCCGCGACGCCCGCAUCUGCUUCCUCAAGGGAGGAUAUGAAGCCUUAUUCUCUGCUUGCCCAGAGUUGUGCACAAAACCCUCUGCUCCGAAGGGCCUGACUCUGCCUCUCAGCACCAACAUGCCUGGCAGCGCUGAUUCAAACUGCAGUUCCUGCGGGACUCCUCUGUAUGAUCAGGGUGGUCCAGUGGAAAUCCUGCCUUUCCUAUACUUGGGCAGUGCCUACCAUGCUUCAAGGAAAGACAUGCUGGAUGCUUUGGGGAUCACAGCCUUGAUCAACGUCUCUGCCAACUGCCCAAACCAUUUUGAGGGGCACUACCAGUACAAAAGCAUCCCUGUAGAGGAUAACCACAAAGCUGACAUCAGUUGCUGGUUUAAUGAAGCUAUUGACUUCAUAGACUCUGUUAAAAAUGAUGGUGGGCGAGUGUUUGUGCACUGUCAAGCGGGCAUCUCCCGCUCAGCAACCAUCUGCCUUGCUUACCUUAUGAGGACCAACCGAGUCAAACUGGAUGAAGCCUUUGAGUUUGUGAAGCAGAGAAGGAGCAUCAUCUCCCCCAACUUCAGCUUCAUGGGACAGUUGCUGCAGUUUGAGUCCCAAGUCCUUGCUCCAAAUUGCUCAGCAGAGGCUGGAAGCCCUGCCAUGUCUGCAUUGGACAGGGGGGCACCCACAACAACUGUCUUUAACUUUCCAGUCUCCAUCCCUGUACACCCUUCUGCCAGUGCACUAAGCUACCUUCAGAGCCCUAUCACCACUUCUCCGAGCUGCUGAAAAGGCAGGAACAAACUGACUCUCAACACAAAGACUUGAUACUCUUGCUGUUAUCUCAGAAGUGCAAUAACCUUGGGAACAGUUACAUUCACUCGCAUGGGUUCUUUUUCCUUGCGGCUGCAAAGCAAUAUAGAGUCAUCAGCACAGCAUAUCUGACUCCAGAAAACAAGGUCUUUUCUGCUAGAUUUUGCUGAGAUGUAUGUGUGACCAACAUUUGGAUGCCUACAAAGGAGACAAAGCACAGUGGACAUUGCUUUCUACUCCUGAACAUGUACUCUUAACAUUUUCUGUCUCUCUCCGUCCGUCAGUCUGUGCUUUGUUGGCAAACCCUACAGUAUUCUUGUUCCUGGGUGUGCUAGGCUACAGUGACAUUGUCCCCUUGUAUGAGGAAGUCCUGGUAUUUAUUUAUUUUAUGGUAUAAUUGCAUUGUGUGCGUGCGCGUGUGUGCGUGCGUGCAUGUUUUGCCUUUAUAAGUCUCAAGUUUCAUUUUUUAAAAAAGAAAUACCAAAUACCUCAGUAUUUUUGGGUACUGUAAUCCUGUAAAUAUACCUUAAAACUGUUUCCUAAGCACUGACAUUGAAAGCACAAAGGAGUGUUUGUGGUUUUGGUUGCUAAGGGUUGUAUGUUUGCUGAUUUAUUUAUGAUAUGAAAUAAUAUAUUUCUUCUUAUGAUGGAAGAUCUGGUUUUUGUUAUAAUUAUGCCUUUUUAUACAAAUUGAAUAAAUUAUGACAUUUCUA
Eublepharis macularius is the source of this 2164-nucleotide messenger RNA. RefSeq names its product dual specificity phosphatase 1 (gene DUSP1). The record is from RefSeq and is a predicted model, not a curated record. The transcript has 4 exons. Bases 321 to 1427 code for a protein of 368 amino acids. NCBI's taxonomy places the organism in Eukaryota, Metazoa, Chordata, Lepidosauria, Squamata, Eublepharidae. Gene Ontology annotation, biological process: protein dephosphorylation; endoderm formation; negative regulation of p38MAPK cascade. Gene Ontology annotation, molecular function: protein tyrosine/threonine phosphatase activity; MAP kinase tyrosine/serine/threonine phosphatase activity. Gene Ontology annotation, cellular component: nucleus; cytoplasm.